AUGCCAGACUGUAAAAUUGUUGCUCGCUGUCUGUUUGACUACGAGGCUCGUACUGACGAAGAGCUGACUAUUCGUGAAGGCGACUUACUGUUUAUUACGGAUGAUACCGACCAGGAAUGGUGGAUGGCUACUGAGAAGCCAGUCGAUGCAUUUCAAGAAGCUCAUUCGGGUCUUGUUCCUAUGAGUUAUGUCGAAGAGGCUCAGCCCAUAUCCUUGGCAACUGCAUUGUAUGACUACAAUCCUGCCACCAACGAGGAAAUUGCCUUGAGGGAAGGCCAGCAUCUUCGAGUAUAUGAAAAGGUGGACGCAGAUUGGUGGUUUGUCAAGCAGGACAACCAUGUCGGUCUGGCUCCCGCCACUUACAUCGAAGAGCAAGUCCCAACUGUACAAUCAUCCGCAUCUGCUACUAUCAUCAGUCCUCCCAGUCAAGAUGCUGCAUCAAGUCUGCUGGCCCCAGAAAAACAAAAACAUUUGCUGCUAAAUGCUCUGGGUGGUCUUGGCUUCUCAAAACCUAAAUCUGAUCCUAAAAGCGUUGGUCAAAUCUAUGGUCCAGACGAAUUGGUGUAUUUCCCAGUCACGGAACUUGACAAGAAAAAAAAGAAAAAUAGCAAAAAAGGCUUUAUUGCAUUUUCAGAAAAGGAACUGCUUAUAUAUUUUGUGGACAAUCCAACCCGAGAAAUUGUCUCAAAAACUCCCGUUAGUGAGCUUACAAGAUACAAGGACAAAAAAACAAAACUUGUUUUUGAAUUUGAAGACAAGGAGGCACGAGAGUAUGAAGGUGAAAAGUCGGAGAUUUCCAAAGCAGUGGCCAGUCUGGAGCAUGUUCUUCAGAUUAGCAAGAGUGGUGCCCAAAAUUCAUCUCCUCCAGCUACACACGUAGCAUUCGCUGCAAUCCAGCCAGUUCCUAUCCAGAUUGAAUCUGUAAUGGCUCCGCCUCCUUUAGCCGCUCCGUCUUCGGCAUCUCGAAAUGUAAUGCCAACAAUGUUAUCCAAACGAGUAGUUGCAAUCUAUGACUACGAUCCUGUAGAAGAAGGCGAGCUGGCGAUUCGCGAAAACGACAUACUUGUGGUGGUUGAUGAUUCUGAUCCGGAUUGGUGGCUUGUGAAGCACACCACUCAUAACAAAGAAGGAUUGGUUCCCAAAACCUAUGUCGAAGAGGAAACUGAAAAUUCUAGAGCAGCCAGUAACGAGUCUGUAGCACUAUAUCAAGCUAGAGAACAUGAACGACAACAAAUUCAAGAACAUGAAGCACGCGAAAUGGAAAUACGUCAUCGUGCACAUGAAUUAGAGGAGCAACGUAGAAUGCAGCAAAUAGCAGAGGAGCAACGCCGUCAUGAACAGGAACAGCUUGAGCAUCAGCGCCAAAUGGAACAACUUGAGCAUCAACGUCAGAUGGAACAGCAGCAACAACAAGCCAUGGCUAUUUCUUCUAGAUCAAAAAUUGACACUCCAGUUGCUCCCAUUAUACCAACCCGACCAACUGUUCAAAAACAACCAGAAGUUCCUAAACUGCCUACACGUCCACUUCAAGCCAAUACUUUGGCACAAAUCCCACAAAUUCCUGCUCGUCCUACAGUUCCUACAGGAGCAGUUGUAAAAUCAGUACAGGUACCAGUUGCAGCACCUACAAUACCAGAUCGUCCCAAAGCGCCUGCAUCUCGUCCUGUUGCUGCAGGCACAACUUCUACUUCAACAACUACCGCACCACCAAAAGAAAAACCAGCUCCUAACUUACUGCGUAAAUGGACUGAUCGUACUGGCUCAUUUGAAAUGGAUGCACAAUAUCUUGGCAUCAAGGAUGGUCGAGUUCAACUACACAAAUCAAAUGGUGUCAAGAUUGCUGUUCCUAUAGAAAAGCUAUGCCAAUCUGAUUUGAAUUAUUUGAAAUCGCUUCCUGGAAAUGAAAAACUGAUUACAGUAAAUACUCCCGCGCCAGCUCUAGCACCGCCCAAGGCCAAGACUGGCACGUCAUCCAAUAAUACGCUAUCCAAAAAAGAGACUUCCAAAGAAUAUAUGCAUGGUGAUUUCAAUUGGCUUGAAUGGCUAAUUCAUGCUGGUCUUGCAUCCAACGAUGCAGCUGCAAUCGCUCGUCAGUUUGCCGAGCAACGUCUAGAUGUGUCAAUGAUCAAUGACAUUAGCCGUGAAGCUUUAAGGCAAAUGCUUAUUACUGAGGGUGACAUUAUUCGAAUUCGAAAGGCAGCCAAUCUACAAGGUGUGUCAUCGGUCGCACAACAGACUAUUACUGCAAGAGAGAAAGAAGCCCAGUCUCGGAACUUGCAAAUGCUGGACUCUAGACUUGCAAUGAAAAUGCAAAACACGUCCACUCCAUCAAAUGCCUUGUCCGACCAACUCAAAUCUGACGAAGUGCUUGCUCGUGAAUUACAAAAUAUGGAAGUUCGCAAUGCUCGUGGAGGAACGGUUAGAAAAUCGUCUGUAGGUGCAAAUGCUGGUUCUGUAAAUGCUGCAACUAUUUAUCAAGCCGGUAAUUUACUCAAGGCCGCCACUAUUGUUCACCGACAAACCGAUAAUGCGGCCCUGUCUGCACCAACAACCAAUUUUUCUGUGCCGCCAGCCACUCAAAGUGUGAGCUCUAAUGCAUCACUUGGACUUAAAGCUUCAGGAAAUCUGUUGUCCAACAAUGCAUCCUCUAACGAUCCAUGGAACGGAGCUACAAAUUCAAUUGUAAAUUCUGCCGCUCAAAACACUCUUCUCAAAGUGCAACAGCAGCAAGAAGAAGCAAAACAAAAACUUGCAAAUGCAGAGCUUGCCAUUCGCAAAGCGCAAGAGUCUAAUCGUCAGGCAACUCUUCUUGAGCAGCAAAACAAGGCUGCCCAGAUGCAGACAGCACAGGCUGAAGCUUCGCUUUUGAAGGCACAAGAAACAGAGCGACAGGCAAUGAUUUUGCAGCAGCAGGCACAUAUGAAUCUAUUGAACGCACAACGAUCGGCUUUUCAAAAUCCAAUGACGAAUAUCACCAUGACUCCACGCACACUUGCUGCUCCACUUAUUCCAACCAACACUCAAUCUGUCGGUCGAUUUAUUCCAACUGGACCUACUACUGGCAACGCGUUUGGUAAUCAGACAAAUCCUCUUCAAACUCAAUUUUCUGGUGCUCAAGGCACAAUGAAUCCUUUACAACCCCAGCAUUCAGGCAAUUUUGGCAUGGCGAAUUCAAUUCAAAUGCAGCAUUCUGGAAGUUCGAGUUUGAUGAAUCCGCUUCAGACACAAUAUUCGGGCAGCUCUGGAAUAACGAAUCCAUUACAGAUGCAACAUUCGGGCGGUUUACAAACCAUGGUCACUUCUGAUGGUGUGGUCAAGCCUAACUGGAUGAACACCACUCCACAGAUGCCAUUUGGACCUCCUCCAUCUGGUCCUGCUCUUGCAUCUGGUACAGAUAAAUACUCUGCCUUUAAAGAUGCCAACACAACCACGCAAUCCGUGUUUGGUCAAACCAAUCAGCAAAACAUGAUGUCGCUAAACAGUGGGACUGGGUCAGGAGUGUUUGGGGCGGCAUCGGCUUAUCAAACUCAUGCAGGAUCAACUCCAAAUUUUAAUAUGCAACAAGCCAAUCCUGUUUUCUUUCCUGGAUUUCAAUCUGCUCAAUCAUCUUCAGUUGGGACAAAUGGUAUGCAACAAGGAUUUGGUGUAACCAAUUCAGAAAUGGGAACUGGGUUGGGCAUGAACCCAAACUUGCCAAUGGGUAUGAGAUCGAUGCCAACACAAAACCGUGCAUUUGGACAGCAAGAUGGAUCACUGAAUGGAAUGAAUCCCGGCUUUAGGUCUGGUGUUGGUGGUGCGAUGACUCUGAACAUGGGAGUACCAUUUGGUAAUGCAGGCAUGACGAAUUCCCAGAUGGGCAUGCCUGGAUCUUUAGGAGGUAUGAAUCUCACACCCCAACAACAGCAACUUUUUCUUCAACAACAACAACAAUUUGCAAUGGGAAAUCCUAGGCUUGGAUAACUAUUGAAAACCUUGUUUUCUAAUACAUUUGAUAAUCAAACACAACUCUAAAUAACUAUAAUGAUUUGGUGCACUUUGUGCAAGCAGUUGAUUGAAAAUCAAGUAGUAGUUUAUCUACAUUUCUAAUGAUUGGAUGUAUUCCAUGUUAUUGAUCACCAUUUAAAUACAAUUUUUUAAAGC
This is a messenger RNA of Batrachochytrium dendrobatidis JAM81, 4140 nucleotides long. RefSeq names its product cytoskeletal protein-binding protein SLA1. Gene Ontology annotation, cellular component: cytoplasm. The record is from RefSeq and is a predicted model, not a curated record. Gene Ontology annotation, molecular function: cytoskeletal protein binding; ubiquitin binding; protein-macromolecule adaptor activity. The transcript is spliced from 8 exons. The coding region runs from base 1 to 3960 and encodes 1319 amino acids. NCBI's taxonomy places the organism in Eukaryota, Fungi, Chytridiomycota, Chytridiomycetes, Rhizophydiales.